Molecule: messenger RNA, 858 nt
Organism: Echinostoma caproni
Lineage: Eukaryota; Metazoa; Platyhelminthes; Trematoda; Plagiorchiida; Echinostomatidae
Source: the annotation of a GenBank genome assembly
AUGAAUGCUCGCUUUGGAUACUUUAUUUGUUCCGUUCAGAAGAACUUCAAACCGUCCGAUUGUAAUCUGGUUUGCACGGAGCCUUAUUUCAAUUUUUCAUCUACUAAAGAGACUAUGAAUGAAAUAUUCUUUGAGGAGUAUCAGUUUGCCGCGGUCAUGCGAACCAAUCCUUCGUUCCUUUCCGCCUACAAGUAUCAAGCGGAGUCGGCACAACGUUUAUCGCGCUAUUGUUUGGUUAUCGAUUCCGGCUACUCUUUUACGCAUAUUGUCCCAAUGGGUGAUGGUCGGGUGAUGGGUGAAUUCGUUCUCAGGUCCGAUCCUCGAAAGAACCCAGUGCUUCGUGAGUAUGUCCUUCCCGACUAUGCUGAAGUACACCGGGGUUACGUACGCGAUCCCAGCACCGAGCCGCCCUCGCAGACCAGUUCAAAUCGAUUGCGCGCGGUUCAGCAGGGCUAUGUGCUCCGGUUGAACAAUGAACGUUUCACAAUUCCAGAAUUACUUUUCCACCCGGGAGAUGUGGGAUACACGGAGAUGGGGUUAACGGAAGCUUUAGGCUAUUUGCUCUGUGAGCGGCUCCCCCCAGCCGUUCGUCCGGGUGCUUGGGCCAACUGUUUGGUUACGGGUGGCAAUGCUUGUUUUCCAGGAUUUGUGGAACGAUUAAAACUUGACCUUCGUGCCAUGGCUCCUGAUGAUUUACCUGUAAAUAUAUUCAAACCAAAUAAUCCGCAAACAUACGCCUGGGAGGGUGGUGCCUUAUUGUCCAACCAAACAGAAGACUUGAAGCGUUUCCUUGUCACUCGAGCAGAAUACGAGGAGCACGGCUCGGCUCUUUGUGAACGACGUUUUCCGGUUUCCUGA